UACCACGUGACCCGGCUGUCAAACAUGGCCCCCUCCUACUGGGUGUGAGAGGAGCGACAGCUGACAAAGAAAAGCAAUCUUUCCUAAUAGGACUGCAGCGAUUAACAGGACGUCCUCGUCCAGAUAGCACUGCACUUAUGUGACAUUCAUAGCAAGUGACAAGUACCUGCUAAAUGAUGAUGUGUGCCAGAGGGAGGAACUGACGGGAGAAGACCUUCACCGUUGCAGACCAUCUGUUCAGAUCUUCCGUCCUCCUUCCCUGUGAGCCCGCAGCCCGCAGCCAUGCAGAUCAACCCAGCGCUCGUGGAGUCCACUGUAGUUUUGGCGGUGGUGCUGUGCGUCCACAUGGCGGUCUGGAACCAGCACUCCUGGUGCAGCAUAGCCCUCUUCAUUCAGGCCUUCUACGUACAGCACAAAUGGGACCGUCUGCUCAGGUCGGGGGGCGCCGUUUUCCAGUUUCGUCCUGCGGCGAACAGCGGCAUCGUCCCUGCCUCCAUGGUGAUGCCUUUACUGGGCCUGGCGCUGAGAGAAAGGUGCUCCGCCUCGGGGAAUGUCUACUUUGAGCGCUUCUCUAUGGUGGUCACCAUCACUGGCAUGAUGCUAGCUCUGUUUCUGUCCCUGAUUGCACUUGGCGUCACAAGGCCGGUGCCCACCAACACUUGUGUGAUUGCAGGAAUGGCCGGCAGCGCGAUUCUCUACACGACCAAGCAGACGCUGACGGUGUCCGAGGUCAUUGAGGUCUUGGAGGUGCUCUUGAUCUUCGUCUACCUUUGUCUGAUUGUGCUUUACUUGCUGCCGCGCUGCUUCACGCCGGGAGAAGCGCUUCUCAUCGUCGGCGGAAUCAGUUUCAUUGUGAACCAGCUCAUCAAGCGCUCCCUGAACCUGGCGGAGGUCAAAGGUGAACCCGUGAACUAUUUCCUGCCGGUCGUAGUGGUCGGCUCGCUGCUGCUGGGCGUUUUCUUCGCCCUGCUCUUCUGCUUCAUGGAGUCCGAGACUUGGGUGUCGUCACUCUUCUUUCACAUGAUGUCAGCCGUUCUGGGUCUGGGGAUCCUGAUGCCGUGGCUCUCCCUGUUCAUCGGUCGGCAUCCCAUCAUGUGGCUGUUGGACUUCGUCACGUUAAAUGACAGGCGGCUCGGCCUGCUCGGGUACUGGGUGUUUCUGGCCGUCGUGGCCACUUGCGUUGUGUUGCAUCAGAACUAUCAACGCCAGUCGGGCUCCAAGAAGCACCAGGCCUCGACCGUCGUCAGGAAAUAUUUCCAUCUGAUUGUAGUGGCCACGUACGUGCCCGGGCUGAUGUACGACAGGCAGCUGCUCCACGUGGCGUCUGUGGGUUGCUUGGCGGUUUUCUUGUUCCUGGAGUACGUGCGCUACUUCAGGAUCCGGCCUUUUGGUCAGCUGCUCAGGCAGUUGCUCACCUUGUUCCUGGACGAGCGAGACUCUGGACCUCUCAUCCUCACCCAUGUUUACCUGCUGCUGGGAAUGUCCCUGCCCAUUUGGCUGUUUCCUGGACCCUGCGCCCCUAAGGGGAUACUCCCCGGGGCGGGUGGCCUGGUGCCCUACGCAGGGGUGCUCGCUGUGGGAGUUGGAGACACUGUGGCGUCCGUGUUUGGCAGCACCAUGGGCGAGAUACGCUGGCCUGGCACUAAGAAAACCAUGGAGGGGACCGCGACAUCAGUUUUUGCCCAGAUCAUCGCCGUGGCCAUUUUCCUCAUAUUUGACGGGAGCAUCAAUCUGAACUCCACCUACUCGUGGAUUGUUGGCUCCAUUACCCUGGUGGCCAUGCUGGAAGCGUACACCUCACAAAUAGACAACCUCCUGCUCCCGCUUUACCUCUUCAUCCUGCUGUUGCUUUGAAUGGACAGAUGGCACAAACAGUUCUCAGCCCCUUCUGGAGAAAAUGUCAACAAAAAAAAAACAAAUAAAUAAAUGUAGGAAUCGAUGGAGUUCAUCAAAAAUAGGAGCCAUGUUCACUAGCACAAAAAGAGAGUAGUUAAACACAGACAGUAAUUAUAUCAAACCAAUGUAAGGCUUAAAAUAAAUAUUUAUUGUACUACUUGGCAGCGGACCGUAUGUCGUUUUAGUAUCAGCUGCUGUAAAGUUGUAAAAUUCCUCAGAAAUGUGAGUUGCUAAAUAUUCUUCGAGCUCGGUGACGGCGGCGGCGUUUGCUUUCCGUCCUGUCCCUGAAGUUCCCCGGCCGCCGACACCGACGGCUCCUAAAUUAUGCAACGGAAGAUUGGGUUUAGCAAAGCGGAAUAAUGUGUACGUGUAGAGCAAUCUCAAUCGUCAAAGAGGAUUUUCUUGGAAACAGAUAUAUGCCUUUGUAUUGCCUUUGAAGAACAUUAUUUAAAGUUACCAGUAUGUCUCUUUCCUAAUCAACCUUUCUCGCUCUUAUUUCUUCCCUGGUUGCAAUACGAAGGACCUACUGCUGAAAGAAUUUGCCUUAAGGAGUAUAUUUUCUAUCACACAUGACCUACUGUUGUAGAGGCCGUAGAUGAAAGCAUGGCAGCCCCUGUCGACUCUUCUUUAUAAGGGCUGAUUGAUUUGUACUUCAACAUGGCAGAAACUCACUAUGCUCCUGCAUGACACUAAUGUGAAAUCCAGUACUGUAACACGUAUGCAGGUACUAUAGGGUAUAUUUUUGUUGGAUAAAUCUACAUUGCUCAGUGUUUCUGUGGUUUGACGGGGACCCUCUUAAAGGUUAACUCAACAUGUACAUUUCCUUGUGAUACUGAGCCUUCAAACCGUACAUAUUUUUUGGACACUGUAGAUAUGCUUGGGGCACUAUAUGAACAAAGACCCUUUUCUUUUUCUUGGCAACUUUUAUCAGUGACCUCGAAUCCUGACAUCUUGUUUAAUGUGCUUUGUGUGUUCUCAUCAUUCUCAGUUUAUAACCCAAAUCGUGUUUUCCUCACAAAUCUAUUUAUUUAUGUUCAUCUUGGUGAUUUUAAUUCAUGUUGUGAUGACCAUUCAUUAGCAUGACCCUGCUAGUAUCUCGUUUUUGUCAUCAUCCUUACAUUUGGGAAAA
Molecule: messenger RNA, 3025 nt
Organism: Mugil cephalus (flathead mullet)
Lineage: Eukaryota; Metazoa; Chordata; Actinopteri; Mugiliformes; Mugilidae
Gene: dolk
Product: dolichol kinase
Exons: 2
Coding region: 283-1854 (523 amino acids)
Biological process (GO): dolichyl monophosphate biosynthetic process
Cellular component (GO): endoplasmic reticulum membrane
Molecular function (GO): dolichol kinase activity
Source: RefSeq, a predicted model, not a curated record